Notothenia coriiceps (black rockcod) is the source of this 1353-nucleotide messenger RNA. RefSeq names its product protein FAM124B-like. The coding region runs from base 97 to 1353 and encodes 418 amino acids. Lineage: Eukaryota; Metazoa; Chordata; Actinopteri; Perciformes; Nototheniidae. Gene Ontology annotation, cellular component: nucleoplasm. The record is from RefSeq and is a predicted model, not a curated record. The transcript has 8 exons.
GGAUGCUUUUCACUCUCAGCCCGCCGCACCGCUCCUCUGACUAACUUCUGUGCAGAUGGCUCAACUCAAUGUGGAAGAAAGUAAAGCUACCGGACGAUGUUUGGAAGAGUGGCGCUGUUAAAGAGGAGAUCCUACGAUGAAAACGUGGACUCUGGAGCUGAAACUGCCGAAUCUGACUGCAGCCUGAUGUCAUCCUCUGACAUUGAGCUUGUGACCAGUCGGGUCAGGCAGCAGCGGCAGCCUCAGCUCCUGCCGAUGAACUUGCAUCUGCUGGCCAACCCCGGGGACUCCCUGCUGCUGCAGCACAGCCUGGACCGCCUGCUCCGCUGGCUCUGCCCCAGCCUCCGCAUCUUCCACGUGUCCGAGAGGGCCUCCCCAUUCAGGAGCUACACACACCUCUGUCCUGUGGCAGGCUACCCUUCUGUGGCCAUCACCUUCUUCCUCCAUGAGGCCUACGGAGAGGAGCGGAUCCUCAAAGUGCUGGACUUCUUCCAGCACCCGCCCUGGCAGUACCACCACACUGAGACCGGGGGGGUCCACAUCAGCUCCAACAGCUCGUCCUCCAACGCCAUGCUGCGGCCCUACCUCCUGCCCAGCAGAGACUUCUACAGUUUGGGGGCAGGCAUGCCUGUGUGGGGGGUGCGCCCAGUCCACUGUGGAGGAGAGAUACUCCGUGUGACACUCUACAGUGGAUACGACAACUACGAGGACGCCGUGCGGCUCUAUGAGACGGUGCUGCAGCGGCAGGCGGAGGAGCAGAAGACCGGUUUCUGCUGGUUCACGCUCCACUCGGAGCCGGGGCUGUGCAUGCAGCUGGCGUUAAAACAGCUGUCUCCAGGGGUCCAGGUGGAGCCCUGCAGCUCUGCCGUGCUGCAGUUUAGUGUGGAGGAAAUAGGCCAGCUAGUCCCUCUGCUGCCCAACCCCUGCACCCCCAUCAGCGGCUCCCGCUGGCAGACAGAGGACCUGGAUGGAAACAAAGUUCUCUUCCAGGUGAAAACCCCGGCUCAGCCUCAGCGACCUCUGACCUGUGCUUUCCCCCUGACCUGCCCCAGCGUGCCCCCCCGAGGGGUGCAGCUCAGGAGCCCCAGCCUGUCGCCCUGCAGCCUCACAAUGCCCCGGCACACACACAGGCAGGGCCUCAGACCGCGCAGUGACCCCGCCCUGGAGAAGCUUUAUGGAGGGGGGGUAGCAGAGAGCCAGGGGUCAGGGAGCUGCUGCAGCACCCCUCCAGGCAGCUCCUGUUACUCCUCCCAGCGCAGCAGCCCUGGCCUGGACGAUCUGGAUCUGGAUAAUUUUGACCUGGAAGACAUCGACACCUCGGACAUCAACCUGGACGAGGAUUUGAGUGAUUAG